UUUCGAAUAUAAAUUGUUAUUGACAUUUUUAUUUCAUGAUCCUUAAUCAAAUAAUCAGUCCUCAAAUCUUGAGAUCGGGAAUCAUCCCCUGUUACACCACGCAAAUGAUUCUGCACGAUGAUAGACGUAUGCUCCUGCUACUGAUUUCUAGUUUCAUUAUUAUUAACCACUAAUAGGGUGAUUGAAUUUUUGAUUGAGAACCCUCUGAAUUAAUAGAGAAAAUAAAGACGAAAGAGAUCGCUUUUGAUUUAUCCCGACAUCUCAGUCCGUUUCGAAGAUCUACGCUUCUAAAGUUUAGGCCCAGCGUCUGGCACAGUGACCUAGUUACGCUAUAUCUGCUGGGCGUCUAGAUCGUUUGUUGGGAGUUUGGGGCAGUUCCGGGACUCAGUCAAUUUGCGAGAAGGGCAAUGAUAGGCGCCGAGAAAUUAUGAUCGUCUUCACACGACGACGAUAUCUCCGGAAGCGGACGUUGUAUCAAGAUGAAUCAAAUGGCAUUUUUAAGGCGAGGCUGUUCUGCUCCAAAGGUCGGAAGUUUCAUCUGUUUAUAGUUAUUUAUUGCAAAGUUGUGGACCGUCAAACAUUUACGUUUUUUCUGCGGUCUACUCUGCGGGGGAGUAACAGGUUUUUUGCCGAACUCCUAAUCUCGAGAGCGAUAACUUAGCAAUGACGGACUGAAUUCUCCGGCGCAACGCACAUGAAUGCUGAAUAAAAAAUAAUCUAACAAAGUGGAACUCUAAUUCAAUUUUCGAGAAGCGAAAUUGAAAGAGAGAAGAAAAGUAAAUUAUAAAGAAUUAACGAUGGACUCGUUGUCCAUUAUUUUAGCACUUGGUGCUAUAGCUGUGGCAGCGUAUUAUUACUUCACACGAGAAGACGUGUUCGAGAAACACGGAAUACCUCGUAGCAAGGGCGUCCCGAUCUUUGGAAGCACCUGGAAAGUAUUCCUCCAACGUGCUACCUUCGUCGACGUUGUUAAGGAGACUUACAAUACCAAUAAGGACGCAAAAUACAUCGUCUUCUAUGAUUUCUCUUUUCCGACCAUCGUCAUCCGCGACAUUGAACUGAUCAAGUCCAUUAGCGUGAAAAAUUUCGACCAUUUCGUAAACCAUCGCACGUUCUUACUCGACAAGACCGAUUCUCUGUUCAGCAAGAAUCUGUUCUUCCUCAAAGAUGAGAAAUGGAAGGAAGUGAGAAACACGAUGAGCCCAGUGUUUACGUCCAGCAAAUUGAAAACCAUGUUCGGUCUAAUGAACGACUGUGCGAAAAAAUACGGAGAGAAUCUGACAAGUUUGCCGGAGACAGAUCAGACAGAAUUAGAGCUCAAGGACGUGUUCAGUAGAUACGCGACCGACAUUAUCGCCACGUGCGCCUUCGGUAUCGAUAUAGACUCCAUGAAAGACGAAAACAACGAGUUCUACACUUGUGGAAAGUCGCUGAAUAACUUAGACAUGAAUAAGUUGAUAAAAUUCUUCAUUAUAAGAAAUUUACCAUGGUUAAGCAAUUUAUUGAAUUUGAGGAUAGUCGAAUCGAAGAUAGAGAAGUUCUUCAUAGACAUGAUUGAUAACAAUAUAAAAACCAGAGAAGAACGAGGCAUAAACCGGCCGGAUGUGAUCCAAACGAUGAUGGAGAGUAGAAAAAAAUUGGGUCCAGGAAAGAGCAUGACGACGGCGGAUAUAACAGCUCAAGGGUUUAUCUUUUUCCUCGCUGGUUUCGAUCCCGUCGCAACUACCAUGUCUUUCGCCGCUUACGAGCUCGGCGUGAAUCAAGAGAUACAAAAGAAGUUACAGGAAGAGAUCGAUCGAGUUUUGUUGGAGCAUGGUGACGUCACUUACGACGCUCUCAUGGGUAUGGAGUAUUUGGACGCUGUGGUGAACGAGACGACUAGAAUGUAUCCCGUACAACCGUUCACCGACAGAAUUUGCAGCGAGAGAUUCGAACUGCCACCAGCUUUGCCAGGUGCGAAACCGUUCGUCGUCAAGAAGGGAGACUGCGUUCAGUUCCCGAUUUACGGCAUUCAACGCGACGAGAAGUAUUUCAAGAACCCAGAUAAGUUCGAUCCGAAUCGAUUUUUGGGCCAGGCCAAGAAGGAUCUCGAUCCCAACAGCCUUCUGACGUUCGGUUUAGGUCCGAGGAUGUGUAUAGGAAACCGCUUCGCUCUAUUAGAAGUGAAGGUGCUCCUGUUCCACGUGUUUGCCAGGUGUAACAUCAUCCCUUGUCCGAAGACGACUAUACCUUUAGUUUUUGAUAAAACUAAGAUGAAUUUUAUGCCGAUAAAUGGAUUCUGGUUCGAAAUUCAACCGAGAAAAGAAACGGCUCAGGUCUACGAAUACGUCAAAGUCAUGAGUCAUGUUUAUUAAAAUGAUUCAUGGCCUUUAGCAAAUUAGUUUACGAUUAUAUCUUAUCUAUUUCAAAGAUAUGUAAAGAAACGCUGUAUCAUAAAACUUAAUAAAUCGCAAUUAAUAAUGCC
Messenger RNA from Ceratina calcarata, 2464 nucleotides. RefSeq names its product cytochrome P450 9e2-like. Gene Ontology annotation, molecular function: heme binding; oxidoreductase activity, acting on paired donors, with incorporation or reduction of molecular oxygen; monooxygenase activity. The record is from RefSeq and is a predicted model, not a curated record. The coding region runs from base 798 to 2354 and encodes 518 amino acids. The transcript is spliced from 2 exons. Lineage: Eukaryota; Metazoa; Arthropoda; Insecta; Hymenoptera; Apidae.